Messenger RNA from Dipodomys spectabilis (banner-tailed kangaroo rat), 1778 nucleotides. RefSeq names its product 4-aminobutyrate aminotransferase (gene Abat). The transcript has 16 exons. NCBI's taxonomy places the organism in Eukaryota, Metazoa, Chordata, Mammalia, Rodentia, Heteromyidae. Gene Ontology annotation, biological process: GABA catabolic process. Gene Ontology annotation, cellular component: mitochondrion. Bases 173 to 1675 code for a protein of 500 amino acids. The record is from RefSeq and is a predicted model, not a curated record. Gene Ontology annotation, molecular function: pyridoxal phosphate binding.
GAGCAGACGCCAGGCGCAGCCCCAGCGAGCGCACGCAGGGCGCGGACCCCGCGAAUCGGAGACCCGCGGAUUGGAGCAUCCCUCCCCCCCUACACCCCACCACACACACACCCGAACACCCCUGAUCCGAGCCGGGGCCUGGAGGGGUCCCUCUGUUCCCGAGGGAGGGGUCAUGGCCUUCAUGCUGCUCACCCGGCAGCUGGCCUGCGGCUCCCAGAACACCUUUCGCCUGCUGGCGCCUGGAGCCAGACACAUCAGCCAAGCUGCGGCCAAAGUCGAUGUAGAGUUUGAUUAUGACGCGCCCCUGAUGAAAACCGAAGUCCCGGGACCUAGAUCUCUGGAGUUAAUGAGACAGCUGAACAUAAUUCAGAAUGCAGAGGCCGUACACUUUUUCUGCAACUACGAGGAGAGCCGGGGCAACUAUCUGGUGGACGUGGACGGCAAUCGCAUGCUGGACCUGUAUUCUCAGAUCUCCUCUGUCCCCAUAGGUUACAAUCAUCCGGCCCUCAUGAAACUCGUUCAGCAGCCUCACAAUGCGAGCACGUUUAUCAACAGACCUGCCCUGGGCAUCCUGCCUCCAGAGAACUUCGUGGACAAGCUCCGGGACUCCUUGCUCUCGGUGGCCCCCAAAGGGAUGUCUCAGCUCAUGACCAUGGCCUGCGGCUCCUGCUCCAACGAAAACGCAUUCAAGACCAUCUUCAUGUGGUACAGGAACAAGGAAAGAGGUCAGAGGGGGUUCUCCAAAGAGGAACUAGACAGCUGCAUGAUUAACCAGGCCCCCGGUUGUCCCGACUACAGCAUGCUCUCCUUCAUGGGCGCGUUCCACGGGAGGACCAUGGGUUGCUUAGCGACCACACACUCCAAAGCCAUUCACAAGAUCGACAUCCCCUCCUUCGACUGGCCCAUCGCACCCUUCCCGAGGCUGAAGUACCCUCUGGAGGACUUUGUCAAGGACAAUGAACAGGAAGAGGCCCGCUGUCUGGAGGAGGUGGAGGAUCUGAUCGUGAAGUAUCGGAAAAAGAAGAAGACGGUGGCGGGGAUCAUUGUGGAGCCCAUCCAGUCUGAGGGCGGAGACAACCACGCGUCAGAUGACUUCUUCAGGAAGCUGAGGGACAUUGCCAGGAAGCAUGGCUGUGCUUUCUUGGUGGAUGAGGUCCAGACUGGAGGGGGCUGCACUGGAAAGUUCUGGGCCCACGAGCACUGGGGUUUGGAUGACCCGGCAGAUGUGAUAACCUUCAGCAAGAAGAUGAUGACCGGGGGCUUCUUCCACAAGGAGGAGUUCCGGCCCAGCGCGCCUUACCGGAUCUUCAACACCUGGUUGGGGGACCCGUCCAAGAACCUGCUUCUGGCCGAGGUCAUCAACGUCAUCAACCGCGAGGACCUGCUGAACAACGUGACACAUGCGGGAAAGGCCCUGCUGGCGGGGCUGCUGGACCUCCAGGCCCGGUACCCCGAGUUCAUCAGCAGGGUACGAGGACGAGGCACUUUCUGCUCCUUUGACACUCCAGAUGAAUCCAUACGGAAUAAAUUCAUUUUACUGGCCAGAAACAAAGGUGUGGUGUUGGGGGGCUGCGGCGACAAAUCCAUCCGUUUCCGCCCCACGCUGGUCUUCAGGGAUCACCAUGCUCACCUGUUUCUCAACAUCUUUAGCGACAUCCUAGCUGACUUCAAGUAAAGAAGCCAUUUCCACGGCACUCGGAGGAAGCUCCAAGCUCAACAGUUGUCAAAUUGAUUAGUUUGCCUAAUUCAUGUUUUCACUUAAAAAGUAUCAGAGGCGA